Molecule: messenger RNA, 1042 nt
Organism: Cuscuta campestris
Lineage: Eukaryota; Viridiplantae; Streptophyta; Magnoliopsida; Solanales; Convolvulaceae
Source: the annotation of a GenBank genome assembly
AAUAAAUCAGAAAAUUCCAAAAUCCUAAAAAUUCGAAGCCCUGCUUUCUCUCUCUCAACGGAAAGUCGUUCUCACACGGAACACAGCUCUCUCUCUCUCUUGCGUUCAAUCGCCGGCGGCAGAAGUAAGAAUGAACAAAUCACUCAGAAGCACUGGCGGUUAAUAGAGAUAUAGCACGCUGAAAUGGGAGGCUGCUGUUGCUGCUGUGCCUUUAAAGAAGAGGAACCGAAUAGGACAUCACAGUUUUACCAUUACCCUAGAGGGUCAGAGGAGCGACAACCUUUAUCUCACCAUGGUGCAGCCUUGGUACUCUCCACAGGUCUCUUAGUCGAUACAAAUCUUGAUACCUCAAGUCUGGAUACUUAUAGACCACCUCCAACACCAAGGCCUUAUGAAACCUUUGCAGGGCGGCCUAGAACACCACCAGGCAAUCAAGACGCUCGCAAGAGUGAUGCAACAGCACAGAUAAAGAACACAGAAUCUGGUGAAGAGACAAACUCUGGAAAUCGUGCUACUUUAGAAUGUGAUGCCAAAGCGGUAGACAAUAUUGAUCUUACUGCCCUGAAUGUAGUGGUUGAUGAGCUUGAGAAAUCAGGUGAUCUUAAGAAGUCCAACGAAGCUAUUGUUCCAUCCCUUGUAGAAGAGGAGGAUGUUUGCCCAACUUGUCUCGAAGAAUAUGAUGAGGAGAAUCCGAAGAUCAUAACAAAAUGUGAGCAUCAUUUUCACCUUGCGUGUAUUUUUGAAUGGAUGGAAAGAAGCGACACUUGUCCAGUCUGUGAUCAGGAAAUGGUUUUCAGUGCCUAAGUUGUGAGAUAUCAAGCUCAAACUUCAUACAUUGUCCAUUUGAUAUAGAAGGGAGUUGGUUUUGGUGGUUGUUUAUAUUUCUGGGUUAGAUUUUUUUGUGACAACUGGCAGCCCUUUGCUUUGGCCAGUUGAUUUAUCUUGUUUUAUCAGUUCUUUAAACGAAUUGAAAAAAAAAUUAAAAAAAGCUCACUGUAAAAAAAUGAAAAGAAGAAAAUGCUAAUAUAUGGAUUUCAAUGCA